UUUGAAAAUGAAUGAUAUGCUGCUCAAGUUGUAGAAACGGUGAGGCAUUGGCGCAUUUGUGUGUGUCUAGCGGCAAACAGCAUUAACAGAGAGGGGGAAAAGGCAGACGAGGAGGAUUCAAGAGGAAAUCUGAAACACGAACCAGGACAAAGAAAUAGUUUACAGCAAUGCAAUUGACUGUGUGUGAGCCCACUGCCAUGUCCGAAGCCGUGGUGAUGGAGCCUCCCCGAGCGGGCGGCUUCCUGGAGUCAUCUUGUGGCGCAGGAGACAGCGCGGCCUCCCUCGAUGACGGCGUUGUUGAUACAGCAAAUGAGUCUUCAGAGGAAGAGUCCGCAGGGGAGAGGGAAGAGGAGACCGGUGCGCAUGAUGACGUCGCCAGCAGCACCAAGACUACAGAGGUCCCUGCUGCACAGACGUCAAACACACAAACAGUGAACGCUCAGCGCCCAAACUCCCUGGCAGUGCCGGCAGCAGGAGAGCCCGGCCUGUGGACGUCACAGGGUGACGCAGAGGUGAAACUGAGGAUGGGCGACUCUGGCCUGGCUGCUGAGACCCCUCUGACCAUCAACCAGAUGUUCACCUCAGCUGUGGAACGCUUUGGCGACUUCACAGCCCUGGGUUGGAAGGAGGGCGAGCAGCAGAAGAGCCUGAACUACAGAGAGUACUAUCAGACCUGCCGCACCGCUGCAAAGAGCUUCCUUAAGCUUGGUUUGCAGCGCUACCACGGUGUCGGCAUCCUGGGCUUCAACUCGUCUGAGUGGUUCAUCUCUGACAUCGGAGCCAUCUUGGCAGGUGGGUUUGCUGUCGGCAUCUACACCACCAACUCUCCCGAGGCAUGCCAGUAUGUAGCAGAAAACUGCAAGGCCAAUAUCAUUGUGGUGGAGAACCACAAACAGCUGCAGAAGAUCCUUCAGGUCGAAGACAAGCUGCCACAUUUGAAAGCCAUUAUCCAAUACAAAGAUGCACUGAAAGAGAAGAGACCGAAUCUUUACACAUGGGCAGAGUUCAUGGAGCUGGGACGCGAUGAGCCCGACGCACCUCUCGAUGCGAUCAUCGCCAGCCAGAAGCCCAACCAAUGCUGCACGCUCAUCUACACCUCAGGGACCACAGGCCAGCCCAAAGGAGUCAUGCUCAGCCAUGAUAAUAUAACGUGGACGGCGCGCUCCACCGGCCAUCACGUGCGUCUGACAGACGCCACCCAGGCUCAGGAGGUGGUGGUCAGCUACCUGCCGCUCAGCCACAUCGCUGCUCAGAUGGUCGACAUCUGGGUCACCAUGAAGGUCGGAGGGGCGACUUAUUUCGCUCAGCCGGAUGCACUGAAGGGCUCUUUGGUGAACACGUUGAAGGAAGUGCGUCCCACAGCCUUCAUGGGCGUCCCACGUGUCUGGGAGAAGAUGCAGGAGAAGAUGAAGUCCGUCGGAGCCAAGUCUUCCACUGUGCGCAGGAAACUGGCCGCCUGGGCCAAAGAUGUCGGCCUGCAGACUAAUCUGACCAAGAUGAAUCAAGGUGGAGCAGCAGGCCGCACCCCCCUCAGCUAUCAGCUAGCCAAAAAGUUUGUGUUCAAAAAAGUGCGUAAGGCUCUGGGCCUGGACCGCUGCAACAAGUGCUACACCGGCGCUGCUCCCAUCACCAAAGACACUCUGGAGUUCUUCCUCAGCCUGGAUAUCCCUCUUUACGAGCUGUACGGCAUGAGCGAGAGCACCGGCCCUCACACAGUCUCCAUCCCCGACGCCUUCAAGAUCACCAGUUGUGGUAAAGAGCUCCCCGGGUGCAAGACGAAGCUGCACAACCCAGACGAGGAGGGCAACGGAGAGAUCUGCUUCUGGGGCCGUCACGUCUUCAUGGGUUACCUCAACAUGCCUGACAAGACGGAGGAGGCUCUUGAUGCAGAGGGUUGGCUACACUCAGGUGACCUGGGCAAACAUGACGAGAACGGAUUCCUCUUCAUCACCGGAAGAAUUAAAGAGCUGAUCAUCACAGCAGGAGGAGAAAACAUCCCUCCUGUUCCUAUCGAGGAUGCAGUGAAGGAGGCUGUGCCGCUGAUUAGUAACGCCAUGCUGAUCGGAGACAAGAGGAAGUUCCUUUCUAUGCUGCUCACCGUUAAGUGCCAGGUAAAUGCAGAGUCAGGCGAUCCAGAGGAUGAGCUCACACCAGAAGCUAUUGAGCUCUGCAAGAAGCUGGGCAGCAACGCCACACGAGUGUCUGAGAUCGCAGGUGGACGAGACCGGGCGGUCCACACUGCCAUUCAGGAGGGAAUCAACCGAGUCAACGAGAAGGCCACCUCCAACGCUCAGCGCAUCCAGAAGUGGAUCAUCCUGGAUCGGGAUUUCUCUGUCUCAGGAGGAGAGCUGGGCCCGACCAUGAAGCUGAAGCGGCCAGUGGUGGUGAAGAUGUACAAGGAGCAGAUCGAGAACUUUUACAAGGAGCUGGCGACUCCAACGACCCCCGACAACCCGCUGCCUCCCAAAUAGAGCUGCUCCUCCACCCUGCAGGGGGAACCAGACUGAGUUAACGUGCUGACACACUCACCUCAUUCAUUCAACUUGUAAAAAAAAACAUUUUGAUUGCCUUAAGUUGUGGUCGUUCUGUCUUGGUUUACAUUAGUGGGUGUUUGUACAAAAAGGAAAGCAGAGACAAGAAGCCAUUGUAAAAUAGCUUUAUGAUUUUUGAAGACGUAAUCGAUAAGCUGUCAACUAUUUAUUUGGAUUACUGAAACGGUAAUAUCUACUAGAUAAAGUAGCAGCUGUAUGUAAGAAACGCUGUUUAUUGCACUGCAUUACUUGAGAUGAAGAGACAGAAUCCAAACGUAGAAGUUUAUAGGAUGUUUUUAAAGAAGUAAUUUGUGUUUUUAAACAUGUUUUUCUUAAUUUAUUUCCGGUUUGCCAAAGUUUAUACGGGCCAAAUGAGCUUCGAAUGAAGAAACAUUUCUAGAAGACUCCAUUUGUAAUUCAGCAAUCGUAUCCAAAUGUUUACUGGCCUUUUACAUGUAUCCGGUAGUUGUCUGCGUUUUCUGCAAAGGUAGUUGCGAUUGCAGGGGUGUAUUUAAGUCCAUCUCAUGACUAAGCAUCCAAAUUGUGUUUCUCAUGCUGUAAAAUAAUUUGUCAUCGAAGCCAUAUCUCUUGCCUUUUAUCAUUGUGAAGUCAGACUCGACGCAGACCUUCACACACCCGCCUGGUCCUGUUGAAAUGUUUUCCAACAGUCCGUCUGUGUGUGGACCUGCUGUGCUUUUUGUGGAAUACUGUAAAUAUGUUCGCCUACAUCAUCUCUCACUUUGUACUUCAGAGUCAUUUAUCCAACCAACAUGGAAAAACGUGCACCUGGACUGGGAAUUGUAGAUAAAUUUGAUUAUAUGUAGCUCUAUGGCAAAUAUAUCAACUGGUUUGUUGCCUCCUCUUAUACUCCACACAUAUAAAUGUCCAUGUCUUUAGCUUCCUUGAAGACAUUUCAUACGUCUUCAAUGACAAGGAAGGACAAGACUUUGUUGUACUCCAAAGAGGUGAUCUUGUAUAUGAAGUUAUUGUGUGUAUAUAGUAAACAUAUUGUAGUUAUUUGUAGCACUCCCGAUGGUUGAAAGUGAAGGAGGUUUUGCUGGUGAUGGUUCGAUUAAAGUAACAAUUUCAGGGUAAACAAAACGGAGCAAUUUUAAAGUGUGUAUAAAGUUAAAUAAGGACAUGACGGUGAUUCAUUCACCUGACCUGAAAGAGCUGUAAUUGUUGUAUAUCAGGGUUGAAUGGUGCAAAUAUGCAUGACGCUGCAGGAGAAAAUGGUAGCAGGCCUGUUUCUGUCUACAGACAUGUAAAUGUGUGUGUUUGUUCAGUUAUGGAAUAAAGGUUAAAUAAGCUGA
This is a messenger RNA of Epinephelus moara (kelp grouper), 3844 nucleotides long. It is a transcript of the gene acsbg2, whose product is annotated as acyl-CoA synthetase bubblegum family member 2. Lineage: Eukaryota; Metazoa; Chordata; Actinopteri; Perciformes; Serranidae. Gene Ontology annotation, cellular component: endoplasmic reticulum; membrane. Gene Ontology annotation, molecular function: long-chain fatty acid-CoA ligase activity. The record is from RefSeq and is a predicted model, not a curated record. The transcript has 15 exons. Bases 168 to 2471 code for a protein of 767 amino acids.